This is a messenger RNA of Dibothriocephalus latus, 1416 nucleotides long. NCBI's taxonomy places the organism in Eukaryota, Metazoa, Platyhelminthes, Cestoda, Diphyllobothriidea, Diphyllobothriidae. The record is from the annotation of a GenBank genome assembly.
AUGACUUCUAUAUCGACAGCCCGUACAGAUAGAGUCCUCCAGCCCGCGGCAAAAUCAGGCCUGAGCCAAGUAACUUACGGAUGCACAGACGGCAAAACUGUCUCUUGCCAGGUCGGCACUACACUCAUUCCUACCGUAGUACAAGUUGCUGAUAUGGACAUGACUGUCAGCGACCCUGGGAUGGUGAAAAGUCUGGGCCUACGUCCAAACGCUGUCCUGUGUCCGUCUACAGUCGAGCUCGAGUCUAAGCUAACGGAGACCUCGGGCAUUCGCGUAAUGGAUAUUCGUGAUGUUAAAGAGGUCGGCAUCAGUUUUGGAAAAGUCACCGGUAAAGCCAGUCUCCAGGAUCGAGACCGGGGCGUCAGAGGAUUGGCGGCCACAUAUGAACCACCCGAGUCCUGUUAUGUUCAAUUCAAAUCACGACAGGUGCCCAAUCUGGUGGGCUCUGAAGUGGCAGCACCGCACAUGAGCUCAGACAGAAGUGUAGCCCUGGGCAAACGAAUCGACCACAAUGCCGGCUGCACUUUCCGUGUUCGUGAACUGACUCAAACCAAUGUUCCAGAACACUUCAGCCAAAUCACACUCACUAGCCCCAGCGUAAUUUCUCAAUCCUCUUGGCAAAGGGACACGUACCAAGUGGUGCCAACUCCGAACAGGCCUCUUCGCCCACCGACCCAAUCAGCCACUUGCCAGGUUGGUCUGGUCCUGGAACCUACCCUCCUAAGUGUCCCCGGUAAGGUCAGUGCUGGGCACAUGAACACCACCUCCGGGCCCGGUCUGCAGCCCUCUCGGUUGGAGUUAAGUGCUCGGCUUGCUGAAGUUCCCGGUGUGCAGCUGACUUCACUUAGUGACACACCCAACAUGACCUUCCAAGUGGGUAAUCAAAGGUACCUCGCUGCGGUGGAGGUCUGUGACUCGGUUAAACGCGAUCUGAGCAAAUUUGGCGGAAUGCAACGCUCGCUGACAGAGACCUGGACUCGACCAACGUCCAAAUUUUCAUCCCUUGGCGCUGAUAACACGGCUAAGCUGACAACCGGCCAGUUCAGUGGUGACCGAGAAGGCAUUCGGUUGUCCAUUGAAAUCCCGAACAUUGCUCCCCAGCCACUGAAGCAGCAGCAAGUGGGUAAGGCAAAUGCUUGGGGGAACAGUCCCAAAGGUUACACCACCAACACCUCCGAAACCAUUCUCGAAGUAACUGGUCUGACGAACGUAGGCAGAAGAGUAAGACUUAGGAUUCCCGUCGACCUAACAGAAAUCCUGCCUACAGUUGACGUGUCUGUCAAUGCAAGCGCACCAAAACAAGACUUUCUGGGUGGUUCUGGUAUUCCAAAAACCUAUGGAAAGCUCUGUGAUGUCGCCUGCGAAGCUUUGAUCAUACCGGACACGCUUGAGAAACGUGUUCAGACGAUGGCCUGA